Molecule: messenger RNA, 4873 nt
Organism: Seriola aureovittata
Lineage: Eukaryota; Metazoa; Chordata; Actinopteri; Carangiformes; Carangidae
Gene: pbxip1a
Product: pre-B-cell leukemia homeobox interacting protein 1a
Exons: 11
Coding region: 211-2685 (824 amino acids)
Source: RefSeq, a predicted model, not a curated record
AUCCCAUUGGACGAGAAGCGCCUUGGUCGACGUGACGCAGCUUGGAAUUCCCAAAGUUCCCAAGUUCAGGGGAAGAGAGGAGCGUUGUUCUUACUAAAAAACAAAACGUUUUGAAGGGAAAAAACAGCCGACGACUGAGCUGUAAGCAAGUGGGAAUACAAUUCAGCUGAAUCUGCACCGUGCUGUGCCAAGUUGAGCCUGAAGAGGGCGAUGUCUGACAACAGCAAUAGCACAGGCAGUAGUGCGUCCUCAACCAACAGCUGGACCCUCCUCUCCCCCGAGGAAGCUGCUGUUGAGAAUGUGGGACCUGUGGACGACGGCACUGAGAGCCUGGGCGACGUCCCUAGUCUCUCAGAGGAGGUGGCAGGAGCUGCUGUGGAGUUCAAAGCAAGUGACAUUCCAAUAGAAACUGUCCUGUCUGAGGAAGGCCAUCAGGUGUGUCAGGAGACCUCUCCAGAGUCCAGUGAGGGUCCCAUACCUUCUAGUCCAACCCGGAUGAGUCCUCUUCCACAAAACCCCCUUGACCCUGCAGAUCUCGACCUGGAGAGUCAGCCUCCAGUUAUACAUGAAAUUGAUACCAGCUCCCCCAGUGACAAUGAGCACCUAGGAGCCAUACCCUUUGUCACCAACAUUGAUUUGGGGGCUCCACUCGAUAUUCCUGCUGCUGAACUCCCCCCAUCUGAGCUUGAGGAGUCCUGCUCUGCUCCUCCCAUGACUGAGAUCCCUGUCUCUACAGAACCAGUACUUGACACGCCUGCUGAUAUGGGGCCAAUUCCUGCGAGUCCUGCUGGGGAGAGUCUUGUCUUCACUGCUGAACUUGAGGUUAACAUCCCCACAGAGACCAUCACAGCCACUGAUCCUCCCUCUCAUGUUGACGCCGAUAUCAGCUUUGUUCCAGAAAGUACAGAGCAGCCAAGUCCAGUCACAGAGAGGCUGGUGACAGAAGACCCCAUUGAUGAAAGCCCUGUGCCAGAGACUGUUGGUUCAGUAGAAGCAGAAGAGGAGGCAGCAGAGCCAUCUGAGACAGUGACCCCCGAUGAGAGAGAAGAAGAACAAGAGCCAUCAACUAGUUUUGAUUUGGGCGACACAAGCAGCUUUGAUGAUGGACUGAGGAGGAGGAAUGUGCCCUCUUUCGAUGCACCGAGACUAAGAACAUCAGAUGAGGAAGAUGAGGAUGAGGAAGUGGAGUUCAAGCUGGCUGAGAAAAAGGAGGAAAAGCCAUGGUUCUCCUUGAACAAAUGCAUUGUGGGUGCUCUGAUCCUCCUCUUUUUAGGUUCCCUCUUCCUCUCAGGUUUCCUCUCUGACCUGGAUUAUGGUGAUUUUGAUGCCUCUGAACUGAGUGAUGGAGAACAAAGCCAGGACUGGCUUAGCAGUGAUCCACAGGAUAUGAAAGAGUUAUUGGAUAAACUGACACAGGAAAACCAACAAAUCGCUCUGCUAGAGGCUCAACUACAGUCUCAGAAAGAAGAACUCGACUCAGCACUGAAGACAGUAGCAGCAAGUGGUGAUGAAAAAGGUAAAGCAGAUCUGGAAAAAGAAAACACAAAAUUGAAGGAGGAGUUGUCAACUCUGCCUGAACUGAAGAAAGAGCUGGAGAGUCUGAGGGCCAGGGUGACUGAACUCAACCAGCUCUCAGCUGAUCAAAAAAUGCCACCGGCUACUCCCAGUUCAGCCCCGCAGCCUGGUGACAAAGCUGGUCAGAGUAACCAAAAAGCAGCUGGACCUGAGAGGACAAAGGACACAAAUGAAGGGGGCAGGCUGAAGGAGGAACUCCAGAGACAGAAGGUUCUUUUGGAGGAGAGCCGAAAGAGACUGGAGGGGAUGAAAAAAAAUGGAGGUGGCAGGAAAAACGUCAGAGAUAAUUUGGAGGAGAUCCAGAAGAAGCUUUCUGAACAAGUUGAGAGGUGGGGGAAGAAGAAGCCACAGGAGUCCAAAUGGAAAGGGAACAAAGGCAAAAACACUGAGCGGGACCACAGGAAGAAAGAAGAAAAAAAAGAGUGGAGAGGAGAGAAGGAGUGGAAGCACAGCAAAGAAGGAGGAUGGAAGGACAAAGAAGAGAAGAAGGAGAAAGAGUGGAAGUCUCAGAAGCAAAACUCUCACAAAGAGGCAUGGAGGAAACACCAGGACGAGUGGGAGAGGAAGAAGGACGAGCGCAGAGUGGACAGAGAGGAGAGGAGGAAGGAGAAACCGUGGCACAGCCGGCCUAGUAAAAACUCUCACCACCACAACCAUCAUCAUCAGGACCAGCAGCGCCAUCAGCAGCCCCGCCAGCCGCAUCAGUACAACCACAACGAUUUCUGGAGAGACCAGGAGCAGAAGCUCCGACGCAACGUCCGCCCCCAGCUGAGCUGCAGCUCUGUGGACGACUGCGCCAGCAAGGAGGGGCUCUACGCAGUGGAGCUGUCCGAAUUUGAGGAGCUGCUGGAGGGCUAUCUGAGCAAGCUGGAGGGGUCUUCAUCCGAGAGCAAGGACAAGAUCCGAAAACUGACUGCAGAGUUCUUUGAGGACGGCGUGUUUAUCCACGACAGGGUUCUUUUCAGCGACUUUGUUGAGGACAUAGCGGACAUUCUGGAGGACAUGGCGGAUGUUUUAGAGGAUGACGGGGAGAAGGAUGACGACUCCCUGGAGGAGGAGAUGGAGGAGUUUGAACGAGAAGCCCUCUGGAAGUUUGCUGCCACAGCUUAAGUAGAGACACUUAGGGGAGAGGAGUAAAAUCCAACAUUUAGAUACAGCAGAAGCGGUGGUUUUAUAGGACAUUUCUUGCCUACCUUGUCCUCUUCAGAGCUGUAAUUGUAGUAGCUUCUGGUACAGAGUGGUUGUGCCUCUCAUAAAUGUGUCUCUGAGUCUUUAAUUAUAAGCUAGACUUGUACUUGUCAUUUCGGACUUAGUUGUUACCUACCUCUGUCAGGUUAUGCCUCCUAAUGCAAAGUCCUUCAGUAAUGUGUGUGUAUUUUCCUCUGCUAUAUAGUGUUUUUUCAGUACCUAGUGCAUGUCGCAGUUCAUAAUGUAAAUUCCAACUGAUAAUAUUCAGAUCACACUAAAAACAGGGUUUUAAGGAGAUGGUAUUUGCGAAUAAUUCUGUUGAGCACCAGUGCAAUUGAGUUAAAUCUAUUCAUACAAAUAGUGUCAGAUAAGUUGUCAGUUACACGAAGACAUGUUAAAUUGACUGUUAAAUACUUUUCUGUCAUUUGACGUUCUCCCUUGUCUGGGAAUAAAACCUGUCUCUACUCCGAACAGGUUAAAACAAAUGCUAAGAAAUCUUUGCAGAUACCAUUUGCCUCAAGUCAGGUGAAACUGUCUGAUCCCAGAGGAUGAGCUCCCACUUCUUUCAGUGAUAAGAACAAGAUCAGGUCAGACCAGUUUUGUGUCAGCAGCUCUUUAGUAGAUUUAGGCAAACACACACACACACACACACACACACACACACACAGUGCUGUUUCAGAGCCCUAAAGCGUUUGGUUUCUAUAUUUGAAGGACUUUUCAUUCUCCGACUCCCAACUGUCAGUUGACAGCAGAUGUGUGGAACAACCAGGAACCAGUUUAUGAAACAUUCACGUCAGUGCUGCUAAAAAAAAAAGCAACAGGAUAAACUGAUAUAUAUAUACAGCCAUAGUUGGAUUGAUGACUGCUAAACCACUUUAGCACUUUUCCCAAAACAUUCACUUUUACAGCAAAAGGGUUUUUCUUACUAUUUACUUCUUUUUUUUUUUUAUUUAGACCACCAGUCUGAAUCCUACAUUCUUUUAGAGGAAUGUGGCCACGGGGACCUACAACACAUGAUCUACAUAUACUGGGUAUCCCAGAGCACGCAGAGUAAAACAUAUAGAGUUUAGUGAUCUUUAGUAAUCCCCAGAGUAUUUCAUUUAAUGACUUUGUUCAUUUGUCUAAAUGAGAUUGGCAACUAAACCAGUUAGUUUUUUUUCAUAUUCCUCAUAUUUUAUUAGCAGGUUGCUGUAAAUUGACAUGCACAGAAGUAAUGUAGUCGUAGCUGUUUGAUCAUAGAAAAAAAACAAAACUUAGGAAGCUGCUACAUUUCAUUUUGUUGAAUAAGUCAGGCAAUGGUAAAACAAGAACGGGACAAAACAGUGUCUAUAAAGUAUUGCAGCAUUACUUUGUAGUUUUUUUCAGUUUUCGAUCUUAAUCAUAUUUGAUCAUGAAGGUUUCCCUCUUUAAGUGGAUGCGAAGUUAAAAUCGACAGAUUGUGAUUGUUAGUGCUCAUUUUUCAGUGAUUGAAAGAAGCUUUGAAGUGUUAAAUAUUUAUUUAUUCUGUCACUACACUGCAAUUCUUUUCCUUAUUUUAAGCUAGAAGAACCACAGACGUUUUAGCAUCAAAUGUGGAAAUGUUUUUUUCAGUUACUUUGGUUUCCAGAAAUUUAGUUUGCCAGCUAUUGCGUACGUGCCUUUAAAUGUUAGAUUGGACAAGAGGUCUUUGACUCAAUUUGCUUCUGCUAGUUUAAAAAGAAAAUAAGUUUACACUGCUUGCAGUUUCACUGUUUAUAGGGCAGAGAAUGAAUGUCAGAGGUUUACUUGUGUUGAACAGAUUCUUGUUAAACGUCUUCUCUGUUGUUUCUACAGAGGAAUUUUCUUUCAGUUUUUAGACCAAAGGGAUCAAAAGAAAGAUUAACCAGAACAGAUGGAUCCUUUAAUGAAACGCAUUUAAGAAAGUUUAAUCAGUAUCUGAGACAUGUUUUUGUCUUUGUGGGACAACAGUAGGGAUCUGUGCUUAUUGAUAAUGUUGCCAAGAUGUGCAUGUAAUUGAUCCCUGGACAGAUGUACUGAUAAAGUUGGAUCAUUUCUAGUUUUCCCAUCAUCAGUUAUGUCCUCUUUUAGGAAGUCAGUGUUAAGUUGAAUAAAUUUUUCACCAUUAAAAAAA